AUGGAUAUCUACUCGCUCGAUACGUCCGGUACCGGGCUUAGUCCGAGCUUGGCCAAGAUCGACGAGGACCUGGCGGAGGUCAACUUCGAUACCGGGUCGGAGUUUAAUUUACACUUUUUCGACACACCCGAAGACUCGAACACGCAGAGCGGCUUCAGUGAUCAUGAGUCGAGCGAGUCGGCAGCCCGGGACACGCCACCCAGCCCGGCGUGCAAUACGACGCGUGCCGCGCUGGGGAUGUUAUCGCGACAGCACACGAACGGGAGUAACGCGGCGAACGGGGGUGCCCUUGUGUCGGCGAUCGGUGGGUCUGGGAAUUGUGUGUUGAUUUCAUCGACAGGCCACACCGCCGCGGAAAGGACGAAAGUAUCCUCGUCGAGUUAUGAUGGUGGUGUUCAAAGAUCCUGUGCUGGGGUACGACCAGACCCACCGUGUGCCGGUUCGGACGCCAGCUCAACGACGACCGCCAAAACGUUCGUCGCCUGUAAGGUUUGUGGUGACAAAGCGUCCGGAUACCAUUAUGGCGUUACCUCGUGCGAGGGCUGUAAGGGUUUCUUCCGGCGCAGCAUACAGAAGCAGAUCGAGUAUCGAUGUCUGCGGGAUGGCAAGUGUCUAGUGAUACGGCUUAACCGCAACCGGUGUCAGUACUGUCGCUUCAAGAAAUGUCUCUCGGUGGGCAUGAGCCGUGAUUCGGUACGGUAUGGACGUGUGCCGAAAAAGUCCCGAGAAGCGGGAAGCUGCAGCGAGGAGAACAUGAGUAUCUGCGUAAACUCGACAACACCUUCGGUAGCGCAGCUGAACGGAUCGCUUGGAAGCGGUCACACUAAUAACGCCAACGGGAUGCCCACCAACACCAAUACCACCACCACCACCACUACAAUCAACAACAACAGUAACGGUAGCAGCAACACCGCCAUCAACAACAGCACAUCGAACGCCAUGUCCACCAGCAGCUGCACCGAGAUCAGCACGUCAACGACGACGAUCCUGCCCUGCGACUCGAUGACAUUCACACCACCGGAACUGUCCGUGUACGACAUCAUACAGUGUAUCGCACAGGCGCACCGUGGCCACUGUACCUAUACGAGCGAGCUGGUUAAAGACCAGAACCGAAUAUCGUUGCUCAGCUGCAGCGAGAAACAUAACCCACUCGAAUCGCUCGAGGAUCAACGAAUCUGGCUGUGGCAGCAGUACGCGAUGCGCAUGACACCGGCCGUACAGAGGAUUGUCGAGUUCGCGAAACGGGUCCCAGGCUUUGGUGAGUUUCUCCAGGACGAUCAGCUGAUCCUUAUCAAGCUCGGAUUUUUCGAAGUUUGGUUAACGCACGUGGCCCGCUCGACGAACGAUACGAUGCUGACGUUUGACGACGGUGUGUACAUCACGCGACAGCAGCUGGAGAUGAUCUACGAUUCGGAGUACGCCAAUGCACUGUUUAACUUUACCACCGGCCUAAACAGUUGCUGUCUGAGCGAUACCGAGAUUGGACUGUAUUCGGCCCUCAUCCUACUAUCCGACCGGCCCGGGCUGGUCGAAACGAAGCUGAUCCUGAAAACGCGCGAAUGUAUUGCGGAAGCACUGCGAGUACAAAUUACCCGUUCGCGGGCAAACAACGGUAUGAGUGCGCUCCAGAUUAUGCCCGCCCUGGAAGCACGGGUGCACGAGUUGCGCAUGCUGGGCGAGAAACAUUCCGCCCAUCUGGAGUGGUUCCGUACGAACUGGAGCACGAUCCGGUUGCCACCGCUGUUUGCGGAAAUCUUCGAUGUGCCCAAAUGUGAGGAAGAUCUGCAGUGA
Messenger RNA from Anopheles maculipalpis, 1791 nucleotides. RefSeq names its product ecdysone-induced protein 78C (gene Eip78C). Lineage: Eukaryota; Metazoa; Arthropoda; Insecta; Diptera; Culicidae. The transcript is spliced from 5 exons. The coding region runs from base 1 to 1791 and encodes 596 amino acids. Gene Ontology annotation, molecular function: zinc ion binding; nuclear receptor activity; sequence-specific DNA binding. Gene Ontology annotation, biological process: regulation of DNA-templated transcription. The record is from RefSeq and is a predicted model, not a curated record.